GCUUUAGAGGCAUUACGGUAGCGCAGCAAACUGUCCCCCCGCAACACACACACACACACACACUCCACACUCGUACGCACACGCACAGCCCUAGUGAUUCAACCCUGAUUACCAGCGAACGAGCAAGCAACAGACGGGAUGCCAAAAAGUGAGGACCGGUGGAGAGGUUAUACGCGCUGAAUAAGCCUCUUGAAUAGAUAGCGGGAGGAAGCAGACGCAACAAAACAAGACGAGAAGCUGCGCGCUUUCUCCGCGGCAACUUGCGCACAGUGCCAGAGUUUUAGCGGCAGUAUUGUUCUGACUUCACUCCAGAGGGGCCACUCCGAGGAGAGAGGACGCACACAAAAGGGAAAAAGGAAAGGACUAACGAGCACGCUUUGUCGUCUAAAGUAAUGGUCCUGCGGUCUUAGAUCCUAGAUUUCUCUGUCUCUCUCUCUCUCUCCUCUCUGUUUCUUUCCAUUUUUUUUUUUAUUUUAAUUUUUUCGUCCCGUCGGUUUGUGUCCCCUUUGUCGCCGCGAGAGAGUGGACGCGCCGGGGGUUUGAGGAGCAGAAGCGGGCUGUCCACAUGGUCCAACCACUGGCGUGAAAGUUGACUUCUUCAGAAAACAAGAGAACAGGUGCCAGUGAUGAUGGUGGAAUCAGCCUCUGAGACCAUUCGAACGACGCCGUCCAACCAGAACGGAGUCAGCAGCCUCAGCAGCCAAUCAGAUGGAGGGGGAGGUAGAGAGGGCGGGUCUAACGGAGACACCAACGGAGAGAUCAGUCCAGUCGACUUACUGCACCUGCAGCAACAACAGGCGCUCCAGGCAGCCAGACAGUUCCUCCUCCAGCAGGCCUCUGGACUCAACUCCCCUGGCAGCAACGAGGUCAAACAGAGCCCUGUGCAGGUGCCUGUGUCCAUGGCGAUGAUGAGUCCACAGAUGAUCACUCCUCAGCAGAUGCAACAGAUCUUGUCUCCCCCUCAGCUCCAGGCCCUGCUGCAGCAACAGCAGGCUUUAAUGCUACAGCAGUUACAGGAGUACUACAAGAAGCAGCAGGAGCAGUUGCAUCUCCAGCUUCUGACUCAGCAGCAGCAGCAGCAGCAGCAACAGCAGCAGCAACAGCAGCAGCAGGCUGGGAAGCAAGCGGCAAAAGAGCAAAUAGGCAGUAAGCAGUUGGCCUUCCAGCAGCAGUUGAUCCAGAUGCAGCAGCUUCAGCAGCAGCACAUCCUCAACCUCCAGAGACAAGGCCUGGUCCCACUGCAGCCCACCGCCGCCAUGCAGUCUCUGCAGCAAGCGAUGUGUCCGUCAGACCUCCAGCAGCUGUGGAAGGAGGUGUCGGGGGUGCCAAGCAGUGAGGAGGCCCUGAAACAGGCCGAGGGCCUGGACUUGAGCACCAACAGCUCCAAUUCUACCUCAGCCUUCCCCAAAGCUGCCAGCGCUCACAUCCCACUGCACAGCCUGCCCAACGGACAGAGCCACACCCCAAAGAGAGACAGAGCCAGACUGUUUGAGUGGAUAUCCUCCUUCACCAAGGCAGACAGCGGAGAUGACCAUGUCCCCCUUUACUCCAAAGGCAGUCAACCCCCCAGCAGCCAUCAUGAGGAACAUGCUGGCUCCCAUCCUCUCUACGGCCAUGGAGAGUGUAAGUGGCCUGGCUGUGAAGCACUGUGUGAGGACAUGGGACAGUUCAUCAAGCACUUGAACAAUGAGCACGCCCUAGAUGACCGCAGCACUGCUCAGUGCCGAGUCCAGAUGCAGGUGGUUCAGCAGCUGGAGAUACAGCUGGCGAAAGAGAGUGAGCGACUCCAGGCCAUGAUGACCCACCUGCACAUGCGCCCUUCAGAGCCAAAGCCUUUUAACCAACCUCUGAACCUGGCUUCCAGCGGCUCUCUGUUAAAGCGGGACAGCGAUGCCUACCCAGAGGGUCUUCCCCACCCGCCCACCUCGGCUGCCACCCCCAUCACCCCACUGCGCCAGGGACCCUCGGUCAUCAGCUCCUCAAGCCUGCACACACACUCCCACUCCCACACGCACGCUGUCGGGCCCAUUCGUAGGCGCAACUCCGACAAGUAUUGCACCCCCAUCGCCUCAGAGCUGGCUCAGAACUGUGAGUUCUAUAAGAACGCUGAUGUCAGGCCUCCCUUUACCUACGCCUCUCUUAUACGUCAUGCCAUUCUGGAGUCUCCAGACAGACAGUUGACUCUCAAUGAAAUCUACAACUGGUUUACGCGAAAGUUUGCCUAUUUCAGGAGAAACACAGCCACAUGGAAGAAUGCCGUGCGUCACAACCUGAGUCUGCACAAGUGUUUUGUUCGUGUUGAGAACGUGAAGGGGGCCGUGUGGACUGUGGAUGAAGUUGAAUACCAAAAGAGGAGACCACCAAAGAUGACCGGAAGUCCCACUCUGGUGAAAAACAUGAUUUCAGGCCUGGGCUUUGGAUCCCUAAACGCCAGCUACCAGGCAGCUCUGGCAGAGAGCAGUCUGUCCUUGCUAAACAGCCCUCCCCUGGUGACCCCUCCGUCUGCGGCCAGCCUCAACAUGCUGCAUGUGGGCCACGAUGAUGUCAGCUCCACUGUGGAGCAGGUCAACAGCAACGGCAGCUGCAGCCCCACGCUCAGCCCUCAACAGUACAGCCACCCGGUGCAUGUGAAGGAGGAGCCCACUGAGUUGGAGGAGGACAGUCGGCCAGUUUCCCUCCUGGCCGGCAUCACACACAGCCUGCCAUUGCCGAGCGACGAGCGCGAUCUGGAGGAGGAUCUUCCCACCGAGGAGCUGGAGUAGGACAGAUCCGCGACGCACCAGAGGGACGGGACAUAGCGAGACGAAUCCCAGAGCCCUCUCGUCAGUGUGAAGAGGAAAAGAUAGCUACAGUACACUUACAAGAAAAGAGAGAAGAGAGAAAAAAGAGAAUGUUUUUUUUCUUUUGUUUUGUUUUUAUGAAAAUGCAAGCAACCAAGGACGACAUUGAGAAACUCCAAACAGGGUUAGAUGACCUCCGUUACUUUCAGACGCAAAAACAAGACUGUGGAGCACUGCUUUUACCUCCAUGUGUUUCUUUUCCAACACUUGGCUCAGAGGUGUAACACCACUUAAUGCAUACACACUCACACAAACACGCACACAGACACACCCAUUCACUUGUCAAACCAUGUUUCGUUCUCCUCCCUGGUAACAUCAGCCUCCAUGUAGAGACCCCUAGAGGCGUGGACACACACUCCCCCCCCCCCCCCCCCCCCCUCACUGUUGUCUCGGGCUGCCUGGCUAGCCGUUUUGUGUCUAAUCAUCAGUUGAGAAGACGGACAGGUGUUUUUUUGUGUGGGUGUUAGAAAGAAAAAGACACACAGGAUCAUGUGUAUAUAGAUUUGGAGCAGUCAUCAGGGGCUGUGCAGUAUACCUCUCCUCCCCCCCCUCCCCCUCUUUGAGUCAAUCACUUGCUUUUUCGUUUUCUUUGAUUUGAUCGAGAUUAAACUGUUGGGCUUCGAGAUGGGAAGGAAGAAAGGAAGGAAGGAAAGAAGGAAGGAAGGAAGGAAGGAAGGAAGAAAGGAAGAGUGCUUUUAAAGAUUACCUCCAACAGGGCUCCAACACUUCUGCGGAUCUGGCUCCUGUCUUCACGUCUGUGUGUGUGAGCCCACGGCGAGGCAGCGCGGCCCUGGUCCCUGCCCAAACUUCUACCCCCCCAGCGAGACACUUAGUGACAGACAUCUUUUAAACUCUUUGCUUCUAAGUGAGAAAAAAAGAAGACAUUUUCCUACCCACCUCCAUCCCAUCCCACCUCACCCCCCACCUCACCCCCCCCCCCCCCCAAAAAAAGAUUGCAGGAAUAGGACCAUUUGGUGCUGUCCUUCUCCUCUCCUCCGUGUGCGAAUGGAGGGAUGAGCUUGGAACACUUUAAGAACGAGAAGAAAAGAGAGGGAGCAGAGAGAAAAGAGGGAGGAAGCAUCUACAGAAAUAUUGUGACUAAAAAAAAGAAAAAUCUUGAUGAUUAUGGAAUAUAACAAGAAAAAAAACGUGUGGUAGCUUUUGUCAUUUCCUUUUCUUUUUUUUUUAUUUGAUGUUAUGUUGAUGAUGUUAUUAUCAUUGUUUAUUUUUGAGGAUCAAUAUUUCCACGGUGGCGUUCUGUUUCGACAUACCUUUUCUAACGAUGCUGUUUUUGUUUUUGUAUUGUAAUUUGUUUGAUUUACUCUGGUUGUUCACACCAUUCCAAAUAAGUAUUGGCAAAAAAAAAAAAAAAAAAGAAAAGAAAGAAAAGAAAGCGCAGUAUUGUCCCAACUUGUGAUACCUGACCCCAACUCCUGCCCCUCUCCCUUUCUGUCCCAAGUGUAGCAGGCAAGAAAUUUGGAAAUAGCACUUAAAAGUUGCCAUUAUCCAGACAGAUUAUUUAACAGUUGAAUCUUUUUGUGUUAAUUCUCUCUCAUUCACUUGUUUUCGGUUGUGUAUUUAGUUGAGAAAUAUCAGUAAUGCUUUAAAAAAAUAUAUAUUAUUACUGCAGUCAGAGAAUACCUCAUCCCACAAAGGUUCCACCUGGAACUGUGUCCAAAUUGAUUAAGAAAUAAGGGGGAAAUCUUUCUGUGGGACACCAAAUGUGGCAACUCUGCUCAGCUUCAGAUUCAAAGCUCUAUGGUUGUAAUAGUUACUGUGUAGAAGCUAUCUGCAAUUCACUGUGUGAGUUUGUGUUAAAGGAAUAGCACGUGAGAUUUAUUUUUUUGUUUGUUUUCCGUGAGCAUAAAAGCAUUACUUUUCUCUACAGUGCCAUACCAAAUUUAACAUUUAUUUUAAUCUGUUAUCUGCUUAUUCCCAUUUUAUUUUUGUUACAGGUAACCAAAGAAAUAAGUAGAAAACCAAAAACCCUGUAGUUUAUUUAGCCCUUUUUGAGUAUCUUUUUUUUUUUUUCUUCUUGAAGAACUGGCCAAAAGACAACAAACCAGGAGUUUGAAUUCUUAUUAUUGUAUUCAUAUAACUAUUGUGUUGAAAUUAUACAUGACUUACAGUGCUGACCAUUCCAAAAACCAAAGUGUGUAAAGCAAACUAGAAUUUGGAGACAUCAAAGCUUUUACAUGAUAAGUGGUUACGAAUGACUCACAUUAGGUAUAAGGCCAAAAAACUAGUAUUAACAAACCUCGCACAGUUCCUCUGAAAAACAAAAAGAAAGAGAAAAGAAAAAAGCACUUAGAGGUGAAACUCUCCCACACUCAGGCUAAACUGUGUUCCAAACACAAUCCUAGGACUGGCCCUACUACUGUACGAGCAGACCUAAAGACGAGGCACUCGUGAGGCAUUUGGACACGUGUACCUCUACAAUCUGAGAUGCCAACAAAAAGAGAGGUUAAACAGAAUGAAAACAUUCGGCUCUGUUGAAACACCUGGCUUUACAAGAUAUUUUCUGGUGCUGUUGUAACAAAAGAAAUGUUCACUCUAUAGGAAACAAACAUGCCCUCUUGAUGUGUGUGUAGUAUUUACAGGAAGAGGAAGUCUACUGUAAUGUGGUUACAAAAGUCACAUCUUUGAACAGGGAGCAGUAAAUCCAAAUAUCUAUGAAUAUUACAACAAAGAGGGAACAACUAAAAACAAUGAAAAUAUACCAAUGUAAGAGGAAAAACAACCAAGGGACAUCAUGUAAUUCACAGUUGGGUUCAUAUUUUCAUACUUUUUGUCAAACUAUCUCUUGCACUUCAGACAAGUUUUCUUAUUUAAUGAAAGAACCUUUCUGAUGACUUUGUGUUCAAACAGGACUGUUUCCUGUCACAUUAGAGACUGAUUUCUAACAAAGUACAAAGUGGCAGACAGACAUCUUGAAACGAGAUAAAAACCAAAAAUAACACUACCUCCUUUUCGAAACAGUUCAACACAUAGCCAAUGGGAGACUGAACUCUCUUAAAUACUUUUUUUUCCUCCAUUCUUCCUCGAUGAUAAUAAUGGAUGCCAAAAUUGUGUUACACUUACUGUAUGACUGACGAACAACAAAAAAAAAAAAAAAAAAGCUAUUUGGUGAUCCGGACUCCCCAACACAUCUGCUUGAGCCCAAAAACAUAGAGACGUUUCACUUUCCAUGGAUUUAAAAAUGACUACCUCUCCUUAAACCACAUCUAAAGCACUCUCUAUGUCUUGAAGUGUGUUGUGAAGUGCUCGCUAUAUAUGAGAAGUUUUCUAUCAGCUGUGUAAAACUGACCAUAUUCCUGCAACCGAUUAGCACUGAGCUAUGUGAACAGCCUCUCAACUGUGUGCGUUGACUGUACGUGUGCAUAUUAAUGAUCUCAGCCGAUGAGAAACUGGUCGUUAAUGGCUAUGUGGUGUUGCAGGGAGCUGGUUGUCAGGGGUAAUGAUGGGCAGAAUAUAUCAGUGCCACCAGGACACACAUAUACACACUCACACACACACACACACAUAUACACACGCACACACGCACACGCACACACAUAGAGGAAGCAUAGAAGCAGGGCUAUGGGUUAGUGCAAACAGAGGCUCUGACCAUCCAGAUAUCCAAAGACCCACAACACAGCAGUACCCCCUUCACCAAAACACUCACAGAGACGCUGAGAAGAGCAACACACACUUAAUGAAACUCAUCACUACUACUAGUAAUAUCCAAACCAAGAGGAACUGCUGCAUACAGUACAUAGAUGAUCUCUGACCUGUGCUUUAAGGUACACCUGUAAACAAAGCUGUUUUAUAAAGAUGUAGAUUGUUCACAGGUCGCCAUGUAACACUUCUGUUUUUUCUCCAGCUUGGCAUAACAUGAUGUAUUCUUGUAUAUUAAUGCUUCACUUAUCUCUCCAGGGCAUUCUUUCCCAUUUUGUCCUUUGAUUUUUCUCUUCUUUUUUGGGGUUUUUUUUUUUUUUUUUCCUCUCUGCACCUGUUUAGCUAUUGUAAAGCUUUCAGCUCUGAUUCCUAUACUGUACUGCUAAUGCUGAAGUAUAUGUAUUUAUCAUAUUAAGUGCUGCAGGUAUCUUGGUUUAAUAGUUUUGUUUUUGUUUUGUUUGUUUCCAUUUUUUCAGUUCUUCAUAAAACGUCUGGGACGCUGAUUUUUUAAGUGUAUUAUCUCUAAAAAAAAAUUAAAAGAAUAAAAGUUAGAUAAGUGGUUUAGGUAACACCUGUUUGUAUAUUUAUCUUAGCUAGGUCUAUUUUGAUACUUUUUUGUCUCUGUACUGCAUUUAUGCAUUUUUAAGGAAAGAAAAAAAACAAAUGGAAAACAAACUAAAAAGUUACUUCAUUAUGUAUUGAUACCUCAGAAGGACUUUUUCUCAAAGACAGGACCAAAACCUCCAAAAAGAAAAAGAGAAAGAGGAAAAAAUGUAAGAAUAUGUAGCCCCUCUCUUGCUUUAAAAAAUGCAGAGCUCUAGAAAGGUAUUACUGUUGGUCCUUUCAGGUGCCAAUAAGUGUCCCAGCUCCCUGUGACCCCUCCCUCUGAUCCCUGACCCCUGUCAUUCCUGUGCUGAACUCCGACCCCCAGAGCUGUCAAUCAUCUGCAGGCGCCAUGGGGGUGUCACUGAGUCACACACCUGGCUGGUGGUGACCAGUCACAGACCUCAUCUCCCAGUCCCAUGAAGGCAGAUCAAAGACUGACACUGUUGCAUUUUUGAUACUCCUCCUCUUGCGUAGUCUCAAUACCAAAAUGUGGAACGGCUCUCAGAGAUGCAGCUCAUCCUCUGACUACCAAAGGCAUUGCGAGCAAACAUUGCUUAGUCCAAACUCCUGAACUCUAACCAAACUGUAACCAAACCAAUGCCACAACCUUAACCAAACAAAAACCAAGCUACUUCCAAAACUCUCCAUCGACUUCACUGAUCACCUUUACUGGUAGCUGUUAUCUCUCGUACAUCCACGUAUUGAUGUUGUAGGACCAGUCUGCAUCCUAUUGGCUGGCGAGUGACUCAAAGGACGCAGGUAGCCCAAAUCCUGAUGUGUGAUUGGACAGUUCUGAGGUGUCACGUGAGGGGGAAGGGACUCUCAAAGUGGAGCAUUGCCUGACGGUAUUAUCAAGUAGACAGCCAGAAUCCAAUGGAACUACCACUUCAGCUCUCCUCUGGUUAAACCUUAGGAAUGUGUGUACAUUUUCAGCAGUGACUCUCUGUAUUGUUUCUUAGUUUCAGUUUACCUGCUUACCUCUCUUUAUCCUUUGGUUUUUGUUCUGUUUCUUGUUAUUUGAAAGUGUGACCCGAGGAAGAGGCGGGGACAGGGACUGGGUGGUGGCUUUAGACAGACAGUGGAGCCCAGCCCUCUGACCCUCCACCCCGGGUAGCCAUGUAAUGCCAGUCACUGCCCUUUCCUUCAUGCUGUAUAAAAACACACACAUAUAUCUGUGUAUUUGUAACCUGAAUCUUCUUGUGUCUGUCCAUGCAGACAAUAAAAAAACUGUACAGUAGGUCUAGUUGCAUGUAAUCUGUACUAAUUAUUGACAAUGGCAUUAUAAAAUGCAAUAAAAUACUUAUUACACUGUC
Seriola aureovittata is the source of this 8416-nucleotide messenger RNA. It is a transcript of the gene foxp4, whose product is annotated as forkhead box P4. Gene Ontology annotation, molecular function: RNA polymerase II cis-regulatory region sequence-specific DNA binding; DNA-binding transcription repressor activity, RNA polymerase II-specific. Gene Ontology annotation, cellular component: nucleus. The record is from RefSeq and is a predicted model, not a curated record. Gene Ontology annotation, biological process: regulation of transcription by RNA polymerase II. The transcript is spliced from 18 exons. Bases 627 to 2762 code for a protein of 711 amino acids. NCBI's taxonomy places the organism in Eukaryota, Metazoa, Chordata, Actinopteri, Carangiformes, Carangidae.